CGACUAGAAAAAUGCCGCUGCGCGGAAUUAGAACAUCUACGGCAGCCAGGAACGGCGCCGGUGCCUUCAUCCUACAAUGCAAACGCCUUGACUUCCAUUACUGCAACUGGGCAGGCAGCUCAAAGGGCAUGGUUGCUUUCUUGGAGAAAACCCUCCCCACCUUCGCCCGCGAAAACCCUCAGAUUGAGAUCCGUAAACACCCCCUGAUUAAGGGCCUCUACAUCAAUGGCCGUGAGAAGCCUGUAUGUGUACGGAACAUGGAGCCCCACGAGAUCCUAAAGAAGGCAAACCUCCUCAAGGAAGCCAGCGGAGAGAAGUUGAAGCGGGUCAAGAAGCCGGUUACAAGUUUGAACGAGAGUGUACGUGGUAUCUGGUCACCAUACCACGGUGAUCUUCGGGGGGUCUAA
Penicillium mononematosum is the source of this 407-nucleotide messenger RNA. Its product is annotated as mitochondrial 54S ribosomal protein mL43. NCBI's taxonomy places the organism in Eukaryota, Fungi, Ascomycota, Eurotiomycetes, Eurotiales, Aspergillaceae. The record is from RefSeq and is a predicted model, not a curated record. Gene Ontology annotation, cellular component: mitochondrial large ribosomal subunit. The transcript is spliced from 4 exons. Gene Ontology annotation, molecular function: structural constituent of ribosome. Bases 12 to 407 code for a protein of 131 amino acids. Gene Ontology annotation, biological process: mitochondrial translation.